This is a messenger RNA of Galdieria sulphuraria, 561 nucleotides long. RefSeq lists its product as uncharacterized. Lineage: Eukaryota; Rhodophyta; Bangiophyceae; Galdieriales; Galdieriaceae. The transcript has a single exon. The record is from RefSeq and is a predicted model, not a curated record. Bases 94 to 411 code for a protein of 105 amino acids.
CGGAAUCGAUUAAGCGAAUCUCCCACGACACGCCUUAUUCUUUCCAUGUGGCAUCUUGUGGAGAUCAUCGUGUGGUGAUCACUUUCCGUAUUGAUGACUGAAAAAGAAAAUAACUUGGGUAUAUUUCAUUGUUUGAAUCAACAAGCAAUGCAAACGUUUCAGUUUCCAGAGCGUUUAUGUUACUCUCUAUCAGAUAGUGACUUGGAGAGACUUUUAGAACAGUCUCUAGAUUUUUGGGAUGACAAGAAAGUAUUAAAUGAUAUUGGACUAUUUCCUAUUCCAGAGGAAGAAGAAGAAGAACCACUUCAACACUACCUAAAAGCAGUUGCAGUUCCUCGAAGAAACUCGAUUUUCAAGGAAGAUACAAAUAUAAUAGGAACCGUUUGGAGUAGAGUACAAAAGUCCGCUUAGAAUACUUGCUCUUUCUUUAUGGCGCGGUUGGAAUUGCUUGUUCAAGGGUGAACAAUGACUUUGUGAGCGGAUAAACAAGUCUUUUGGUAAUGUACUUGUCUUGGGUGCAAAAUUUAGAUGUAAAUAAACCGUAUAUAUUUACAACAGUUC